CGCGUAAUACUGCAAGUAAAUCUCUGUCUCUAUCGUUCAUGAAUAUCGAUAAGUAUAAAAGUGUUCUUUUGCGUGCUUCAGAUUUAUCGAAUAGAAAAAAAGAGUAAGAGAGAAAGAGAGAACGAAGAGAUGCAGUUAAAAGCUUUUUUGCUUGUACUACUAUUGCACGCGUCAGUUGCUUCAGAUUUCAAGGACAACUUUAAGAACUGUCAUCCCAACGUAUCAGGUUUUGACGUCUGCAUAAGAGAGGGAUUGAAUGCAAUUCGACCUUAUUUCAAAACUGGUUUAUCGAAAUACAAUGUCCUCCCAUUUGAUCCCUUUUUUGCCAGAGAGGUAACAGCUACAAGAGGAGUACCAAACUUUGGUUUUACUUUAACUCUUCGAAAUGUCACCGAGACCGGGUGGUCCCUGAGUAAAGUGACAAAAUUUGUUUCCGACUUAAAUAAUUACAAGAUUGUGUACACGCAAAGUUUCCCAGAGAAAAGGUUGACGGGUGAUUAUGAAUUUAAAGGCGCAUUUUUCAGUUCCACUAUAAAUAAUAGAGGAAAAUUCUCACUCACUUUGUAUGAUCUAAUACAAAUGACCACUGUGACCAAAUUGCCGGGACAAAAAUUGAGAGCUCAAAUAGACGUCCAAUCUAUCAAAGAUUUGAAGCUUCACAUUUCAAAUCUUCUAUUUGGCAAACGAUUCCUUGAGAGUAUCCUUGAUAAAAUAAUUAAUCAUACGUGGCAACCGGGUUUUGUCCUAACGAGGGGCCUGAUCAACGAAUUCGUUUCGACUGCUUUCACAGAGAUUUUCGAUAAUUCCUUCCGUGAUUUUCCCUUCGAGCAAAUUUUCAAAUCAAAGCCGUUUAUAAAUUAA
Atta colombica is the source of this 861-nucleotide messenger RNA. RefSeq lists its product as uncharacterized. The record is from RefSeq and is a predicted model, not a curated record. The transcript has 4 exons. Bases 130 to 861 code for a protein of 243 amino acids. NCBI's taxonomy places the organism in Eukaryota, Metazoa, Arthropoda, Insecta, Hymenoptera, Formicidae.